Molecule: messenger RNA, 1715 nt
Organism: Neomonachus schauinslandi (Hawaiian monk seal)
Lineage: Eukaryota; Metazoa; Chordata; Mammalia; Carnivora; Phocidae
Gene: EARS2
Product: glutamyl-tRNA synthetase 2, mitochondrial
Exons: 9
Coding region: 1-1572 (523 amino acids)
Biological process (GO): glutamyl-tRNA aminoacylation
Molecular function (GO): zinc ion binding; tRNA binding; glutamate-tRNA ligase activity
Source: RefSeq, a predicted model, not a curated record
AUGGCGGUGCUCCUGAAGAGGCUGCUGCAGUCGGUGAGGCCCCCAGCGGCCUUGGGCCGGCCCAUGGGACCGCGCGAGGCCAGCCUGGGCACUGAUCCCGGGGCUGCGGUGCGAGUGCGGUUCGCCCCCAGUCCCACAGGCUUCUUGCACCUGGGCGGCCUCCGCACUGCCUUGUACAACUAUAUCUUUGCCAAGAAGCACCAGGGGAGCUUCAUCCUUAGGCUGGAGGACACAGAUCAGACCCGCCUUGUGCCUGGGGCAGCGGAGAAUAUUGAAGACAUGCUGGAGUGGGCAGGCAUCCCGCCUGACGAGAGCCCCCGCCGGGGAGGUCCUGCCGGGCCCUACCAGCAAUCCCAGCGGCUCGAGCUGUACGCCCAGGCCACGGAAACGCUGCUGGAGUCUGGCGCCGCUUACCCCUGCUUCUGCUCACCGCAGCGGCUGGAGCUCCUGAAGAAGGAGGCCCUGAGGAACCAUCAGACGCCCCGGUAUGACAAUCGGUGCCGGAACCUGAGCCAGGGGCAGGUGGCCCAGAAGCUAGCCCAAGGCCCCAAACCUGCGAUCCGCUUCCGCCUGGAGGGGGAAGCGCCAGCCUUCCAGGACCUGGUGUAUGGCUGGAAUCGGCAUGAGGUGGCGCAUGUGGAGGGGGACCCGGUCAUCCUGAAGAGCGAUGGCUUCCCCACAUACCACCUGGCCUGCGUGGUGGACGACCACCACAUGGGCAUCAGCCACGUGCUGCGUGGCUCCGAGUGGCUGGUCUCCACCUCCAAGCAUCUGCUCCUCUACCAGGCUCUGGGCUGGCAGCCACCUCGCUUUGCCCACCUGCCCCUGCUCCUCAACAGGGAUGGCAGCAAGUUGUCCAAGAGGCAAGGGGACAUUUUCGUGGAGCAUUUUGUGGCUGCUGACUUCCUGCCGGAUGCCUUGCUUGAUAUCAUCACCAACUGUGGCUCAGGGUUUGCAGAGAACCAGAUGGGCAGGACCUUGCCAGAAUUGAUAACACAGUUUGACCUGACCCGGAUCACCUGCCACUCAGCCCUGUUGGACCUGGAGAAGCUCCCAGAAUUCAACAGGCUGCACCUCUGUCGGCUGGUGAGCAACGAGACCCAGAGGUGCCAGCUGGUGGGGAAGCUGCAAGCCCUGGUGGAGGAGACGUUCGGGAGCCAGCUGCAAGACAGGGAGGUCCUGGACCCGGCCUACGUGGAGAGGAUCAUCCUGCUGAGACAGGGUCACAUUUGCCGUCUGCAGGAUCUGGUCUCCCCGGCACACUCCUACCUGUGGACUCGGCCUGCUGUGGGCCUAGUGCAACUGGGCACCAUUUCGGAGAAAGUGGACGUGAUUGCCAAACGCGUGCUGGGGCUUUUGGAAGGACCCGGUACGAGCUUAACUCAGGACAUGCUGAAUAGCGAACUGAGGAAGGUAUCCGAAGGCCUGGAAGGGACCAAACACAGUACUGUGAUGCGGCUCCUCCGAGUGGCCCUCAGCGGACAGCUGCAAGGACCCCCUGUAGCCGAGAUGAUGGUGUCCUUGGGAGCGAAGGAAGUGCGGGAACGAAUACAGAAGGUGCUUUCCAGCUAGAGAGCAGAUGUGCAGGACAGUGGAGGUGGCCCUAGGAACCUGGAUGGGCCUGGAAACCACCUUCAGAGGGAAGCGGAGGGGCCUGGAGCCCAUCAGGAAGCUCGUGGAAGGAACCCCGAGAGGAAACAGUCUGCAGGUGCACA